Molecule: messenger RNA, 2937 nt
Organism: Paramecium octaurelia
Lineage: Eukaryota; Ciliophora; Oligohymenophorea; Peniculida; Parameciidae
Source: the annotation of a GenBank genome assembly
AUGAAGACACCAAUUAAUUAAGACCUAUUAGACCAAUAUAUUGGGAUGGGAUUUUCCAAGGAAUUGAUCAACAUGGCAUGGGAGGAGAGCAACACAGAAGCAGAUGUCAUCAAUACUCUACUCACUUUGUCAGACAAAAACAAUGCACUAGCCAAUACACCAACAGUAAUCCAUUUUUGAAUUUAUCCAUUAGAAACAAGACGAAGAGAUUUUACUAAAUUAAGCAUUAAUAGACUCUUACAAAACUAAUCCUUAAGUGUCUACAUCCACCUUUGAAAUCGUAUCACCUGAAUAACGAAAGAGAACUAAUGGUGUUCCAUGUGGUCUUAAAAAUGUUGGCAAUACUUGUUACUUUAAUGGAUUACUCUAAACAUACUUCUUCAAUAGUGAUUUUGUUAAAAUCAUUAUCAAGUUUCAACCACCUGCUCAAAUUGAAUAAGGUAAGUAGGGCAAAUCCAUUCAAUUGCUGCAAAAUCUUCAACAUCUAUUCCUCAGUAUGAUAGGAAGUGAUAAAAAAUACGUGGAUCCCUCAGAUGUAAUCAAGAGCAUCUGCGAUGACUUUGGAAAUGUUCUUCCAAUAGGUGAUCAGAAGGAUGUUGGAGAAUUCAAUACCUACUUCCUGAGCAGGAUUGGGGAAGGCCUAGCUUAUAAUGAGCAUUAACCUAGCAAAAUAGAAGAGCAACCUCAUGAAGGUCCUCCUUCUAUUUUGAGAAUGAAGUCAUCCACCAUUCAUGAUGAGGAUGUCGUCUCCAAGUUAUUCUUUUGUAAAGUGCAUCAUUACUUGUAAUUUGACCAAGCUGGCAUCCCUCAAAAUAGAGACAACACUGAACUUUAUAACUUCAUUCCUAUUGAUUUGAAAGAUGGCAAUCUCUAUGAUGGUUUCGAUAAUUUCGUUGUCAAUUCUAUUGAAGAUUUCAAAAAUGAUUUAAGUGAAAUUGUUUGUGCCACCAAGUACAAUUGGGUUUAAGGUGCUCCAUAGACAUUGUCAUUCUAAAUUAAAAGAGUUGCCUACAAUAAAGAGAAAAGUAAUUCAUUCAAUUUAUUUAGAUGAUCUUGUAAAACAAAAUGAUGAAUUCUACUUUGAAGAGGAAAUCUAUUUGGACCGCUUCCUUUAUGAAAACAGUAAACGAUACCUGGACAUUCGAAAUUAAAAUAGAGAAUUGAAGGAUAAACAAAAGGCAAUUAAAUAAGAAUUAUUAUAACUCUCAAAAUUUGAUGAUAAAUAUGAUCUACAAGAUGUUUUAUAAACCGCAGUCAAAUUCUUAACAAUGCAAUCAAAAGAAAAUCCUCAAAACCCAGCCAAUUUUGGACCUUCUGAUCAAACAAACACUAUUGAAUAACUCUAAAAAUAUUAAUUGUAAGUCUAAAAAAAGAAGGAAAUCUUGCAAAACCAAUAUAAUGAUCUUGAAGAUAAGAUCUAGGCUUCUUACAAUAAUUUUAAGGGGAACAAAUAUUAAUUAUAAUCUGUUCUAAUUCAUGAGGGAAUGGCAAGUAAAUAAUAUUAUUAAACUACUUAGAUUCUGGACACUAUUAUACUUACAUCAAAGAUUUCAGAUUAAAUAAGUGGUUCAAAUUCAAUGAUAUUCGUGUUACAGAAGAAACUAGAGAGAAAGUGUUCCAAGAUGCCAUUGGUGUCAAACCAGGUAUCAAUGCUUACUUGCUUAUCUAUGUGAAAGAUGAAUUUGUAUAAGAAGAAGUAAAAUUUCCAAAAAGAUUAUAUUCUACAAGCACAGAAAAGGAUUAUUUACAAGAUAGUUAUGGAAGUUUCCUUAGUCAAAGUCAAAAUGAAAGUAUUAAAAGAGAAAAUCAAUUGUUCUAGAAUGAAAUUGAAGAUUACAAGUAGGCCAGAAUAAUUGAAAGGAUUGCUGAGGCUUAUCAAACUCGGUUUGAAUUUGUCAACGAACACUUUCGUACUCUGGUUAAUAAGACUUAAAACAUCAAAUUUAAGCCUCUUUUCACUUAAAAUUUCCCCAUUUACGUUAAAUGCAAGGCCUCAUAGAUAUCAAAUCAAAAUACUUAGCAUGACAAUUUAAUAAAAUGGAUUAUCUUGGAUUCUGCAUUUCGUGAAGUUUAAGAAAACAAAAAAGGAAUUUUCGGAGGAUAGAUAAGCGAAAAUGUAUUUAUUCAUUAUUAGGUCUUAGUUUUAAAAUAAGUUGAUAAAUAAAUUUUCAGUACAAUUCAAUGAAUUUAAAAGACCAUCUGCAAUAUUGACAUAAUCUGAAUAAAAUGAUUUGAAUAAAUUUGAAUAGGAAUAUCUUAAUUAUGUAAACUUAGGAUCAUGGGCAACAAUCAUAUUAGAACUAUUGGAGAAAAAGGAUUUUAUUCAAGUGUUAUAAGUUCUAUAAAGUUUGACUAAGAAAGUGAAAACCUUAGAGUAAUAGAGUUACUUUUUUAAAUUUACUAAGAAUCUAAAGAUUUUAGUGCCUAUUAUAAUAAUAGGUAAGAUGAUUCCAAAAGAAUCUUAAGUUAAUCUAAAAGAAUUAUAGUUAUUGUAGGCAUAUUUAGUGCAUAAUCACUUCUAGUAUGAUGAUCCAAAGUUAUGGAAAACUGAAAUUUCAAUUAUGUUAAAUGCUAUAAUAGAAAAUCAUAAUCAAUAGGCUGUUAAAGAAAUUAUAAAUAAUUUUGAAGCUGAAAAUAAGAUAAAAGAAAACAUGGACUUGUUAGAAUUUUUGUCUGAGGUAUUAUCAUGUUUGAUCAUUUAAGGAAGUUUAAAACUAUUAAUUAGUGAUAAGUUCUGCUUAUGAGAUCUAUUUCUGGAGCACUUAUUAAAAGUAAGAUCAAAUAUUUGAUAAAUUGCUUGAAGGAAUGAACAAGUUGAAAUAAUUAUUUGAUGUAAGAUAUCAUUAUAAAUAAUUUUAGCCGUUUAUAAAAAUUCAAUAAGCAUUAAAAGAUCCUCAACCUCUUAUGAAGGAAGACUUAGAGAAAAUUAUAAAAUGA